AACUACCUUACUGUAAAUCAAGUGCUAUGGCGCGAAACAAUGUCAUAAUUAACAGAGUUCAAGACGCAGUAACAUUUGAAGAAGAGAAAAAUCGUUUUUUCUCAAUUUGUCGUUCGGGAAAUAUAUUCGAGUUCAUGGAGUCCGUACCCUUUCUUAGCUAUGUUAGACAUUUGGUUCGUGAGUACGACCAUCAUGGAAGAUUAUGCACCCACAUAGUGGCGAGAUUUGACCUUAACAAUGCAGUGAUGAAAAUCGAACUGCUUCUGAAUAUGGGCGCAGAUGUCUCCGCAAGAGAGUCUUUAACUGGAGAUUCGUUGCUGCACAUCGCUGUUAGCUCAAAAAACUAUGAACUAGCUGAGUGGCUGUGCCGAGACUUGAAAGCUAAUUUGAUCGCUAUCAACUAUGCUCAUAUGACUCCGUAUCACCUAGCGUACUUUUUUCGUGAUCAAAGAAUGAUGGAUAUUCUUAAAUCCAAUGGAGCCGUUUGUGACGAUUAUGUUACUAAUGGCGGUUCAGGUGGAUUCUAAGUGAUGUGAUAAGUGUCAGACUGCGAAAGAACUUUUUUGACCGGUAACACGUGUUCUAUCAUCUUAUUAUUGGGCAGUCAAGAGUCAAUAAAUUACUUAACCCUUCAUCAGUCGCUUCAUUUUUUAAACCUUCUCUAGUCGCGCGGCGAGUGUUCGAUCUAUUAAAUAAGUAGCAUUUUCAGUUAAAUACUUGUAUUUAUUGUUAAUCAGUUAUUACAAGCUAUA
This is a messenger RNA of Cotesia glomerata, 752 nucleotides long. RefSeq names its product NF-kappa-B inhibitor cactus-like. The coding region runs from base 27 to 527 and encodes 166 amino acids. Lineage: Eukaryota; Metazoa; Arthropoda; Insecta; Hymenoptera; Braconidae. The transcript has a single exon. The record is from RefSeq and is a predicted model, not a curated record. Gene Ontology annotation, molecular function: protein binding.